UAAGAAUGGAGGAUAACGAGAGCAUGUCUUCUUGAACAUUCAAAUAUCUUCAGAAUAUUAGGAAUUAUUCUAACGAGCUUAAUCUUAACAAUGUGGCCAGUCUUUCAAAGAACUUUGGUCAAUAUGAGGAGGGAAAAGAUGGAAAUCUAGGAAUGAUGAAGCCAAAUAGACUUCCGAGUUUUGGAAAAGGACUUCCAGAUAUGAGUCUUAUGGCUCUUAAGAGCGAGGAUCCUCUCCCGAUUCCAAACAUGAGCAAGGCUGAUAACUUGUACAAUUGGAUAGGGAUGGAUAUGGACAAGGGCGCUCCUAUCACUCAACCAAUGGCUUCUAAAACUUCAAUCCAAAAGCAAGCUCUAGAAGAGCAAAGGAAAAGAGAUGAGAAAACUAAAGCAAAGGAACGCAGAAAGAAAGAUCUCAAUAAUGCAAGAGCUAGGAAGUCCAGACUUAAAAAGAAGAAGUUCUACGAAGAGCUCGAGGGUAAGUACAAUGAACUCCAAGAAGAACUUGAGAGAAAGGACAAGCUUAUUGAAGACCUGAAAGCAGCCCUCUUUGCUAAAGAGUCCACUACUGCUGUGCCUGUGGGGGAAGCCAACCAGAAAUAUAAGGUUGAUCUUCUUGAAGACUGUGACCACUUACUACAGAAUUUGUCUAAGAACAAAGAGUUCUGUGCAAAAGAAAGGGAAAUUGCUGAACUGUACCAACCUUUUGGUACUGAGAGGGUCAAGACCAUCAACUCAGCCUUCAACACUAUAGUUGAGAAUAUUCAUCCGGAAGAAUUCAAGAUUCUGUUCAAAUACUGUGAUACUAAUUUGAAUAAAAGGGUUAAGAGGAGUGAGAAAGACCAAGGAGAAUCAUCAGAAUACAAAACUUAUGCUUCUAAGAUUCUCAAAAAUAUGAAUAAUACUACUAUGAAGCACUUAAAAGGGCUUAAGGACCAGGUAAAAAGUACCAUUGCUGAGGUACUUAAGUUCAGAACUGAAGUGUUGAAAACAAUGAUUGGAAUUCAAGCUUUCCAGGACGACAACAUGAAUUUCAUUUCUCCAACCACUAAUUCUAAAAAAGGUUCUUUGCCACAGUCUCUCUCAGAGACCCACAAAUUAUCCCAAACAAUCAGCAUGAACGAGUUGUGGAGUAUCCACAAGAGAACUCUUUCCGUUGACCAGAACGGUGAGGAGGUCAUUAGAGACUCAUCAAGGUCUCGCAGAAAAUCAGUACCCCAGAAGGAGUUCCAGAUCAAUCACUUAUUUUUAGAAUAUUAAAGUUCUAAUUCAUGAAAUCUUGAC
This is a messenger RNA of Moneuplotes crassus, 1283 nucleotides long. NCBI's taxonomy places the organism in Eukaryota, Ciliophora, Spirotrichea, Euplotida, Euplotidae. The record is from the annotation of a GenBank genome assembly.